Messenger RNA from Cylicocyclus nassatus, 341 nucleotides. NCBI's taxonomy places the organism in Eukaryota, Metazoa, Nematoda, Chromadorea, Rhabditida, Strongylidae. The record is from the annotation of a GenBank genome assembly.
GCUGCAGCUGCUGGUUUUUCGCUUCAAUGAAUGUGAUCCUGUGUAGGGUGAUGCUUCGCUUGGAGCUGGUACUUGUCACGAUAUGCGUUUUGCUGUUGGCAGUUGCCGCUUUCGAUGGUACGAUCAUAAACUUCGGUGAACAGCUCAGUAAUCUGCAACGGAGUUUUCCAAAGCACCACUUCCCCGUUGUACGAGCUCAACGAUUUUACUUUCCCAUAGCGGAAGUUACCCGGUAUUGAGCACAGAUCCUCAGCCAGCUAAUUUUGUAAUAAACAUUUUUCUCGUCAUAGAUUGUUGCGUAUGAAACAACACGUCAUCAAUGCAAUCACUUAUAGUCCUCG